Fusarium sp. VM40 is the source of this 2394-nucleotide messenger RNA. The record is from the annotation of a GenBank genome assembly. Lineage: Eukaryota; Fungi; Ascomycota; Sordariomycetes; Hypocreales; Nectriaceae.
AUGGCAGACCUUCGAAUCUUGCUCAUCGGCAACGGCGGCCGUGAGCACGCUCUGGCUUGGAAGCUUAGUCAAUCUUCCCGAGUUGAGCAAAUCUUUGCUGUCCCCGGUAACGGAGGUACUGCUGGAUGCCCCAAGACGUCCAAUAUCACCUCAGUCAAGGCCGAGGACUUCGCCAGCCUUGUUAAGUUCUCUCAAGAGAAUGGCGUGAACCUGGUUGUUCCUGGUCCUGAGGCUCCUCUUGUCGACGGAGUCGAGGAAUGGUUCCGAAAGGCUGGCAUUCCCUGCUUCGGCCCCUCCAAGGAGGCUGCACGACUUGAGGGCAGCAAGACCUACUCCAAGGAUUUCAUGAAGAAGUACAACGUUCCCACAGCCGCUUACGAGAACUUUUCCGACUACAACAAGGCUGUUGCCUACGUCGAUAAUGUCGACCAUGACGUUGUUAUCAAGGCCACUGGUCUCGCUGCUGGCAAGGGUGUUAUCCUUCCCCAGACCAAGGAGGAGGCCAAGGCUGCUCUGAAGCAGAUCAUGGUUGACAAGGAGUUUGGCGACGCUGGAGAUGAGGUUGUCAUCGAGGAGCUUCUCAUUGGUGAUGAGCUCAGUGUUCUUACCUUCUGCGACGGAUACACUAUUAGAUCCCUUCCCCUUGCCCAGGACCACAAGCGCAUCUUCGACGGAGACUUAGGCCCUAACACUGGUGGCAUGGGCUGCUACGCACCUACAAACAUUGCGACCAAGGAGCUCACGGAGCUCAUCGACCGCGAGAUUCUCGAGCCCACUAUUUCCGGUAUGCGACGAGAGCAGCAGCCUUUCCGUGGUGUUCUCUUCACUGGUCUCAUGAUCACCAGCAAGGGCCCCAAGGUUCUCGAGUACAACGUCCGAUUCGGCGACCCCGAGACACAGACUGUCCUCCCUCUUCUCUCUGCUGAUACCGAUUUGGCCGAUAUCAUGCUCGCUUGCGCCAAUGGCUACCUUGACAACUGCAAGUUGACCGUUGAGAACAAAUUCAGCGCCACGGUUGUCCUUGCUUCUGGUGGUUACCCCGGCUCUUACCCCAAGGGCAAGGCCAUGUCUGUUCAGACACCGCCUCCCGGUUGCACCAUCUUCCACGCUGGUACCACACUCGACAGCACUGGCCUUAAGACAUCUGGUGGUCGUGUUAUUGCUAUCAACGCUGUUGGUGAUUCUCUCCGAGCCGCUGUUGAUGCUGCUUAUGCCGCUCUGGACAACAAGGCUAUUGAAUUCGAGGGCGCGUUCUAUCGCAAGGAUAUUGCCCACCGAGCGUUCCGCUCUACCGCUCAGGCUUCCAUGACUUAUGCCCAGGCCGGAGUUGACAUCCAAGCCGGUAACGACUUUGUCGAGAAGAUCAAGAAGGCUGUUGCCAGCACCAAGCGACCUGGUGCUGAUGCUGAGAUUGGCGGCUUCGGUGGUGAGGUUGACCUCUCCCAGGCUGGCUACCCCCAGGCUCCCAUCAUCGUUGGCGCUAUCGACGGUGUUGGCACCAAGCUCAUGAUUGCGCAGGAGAUGAAGAAGCACGACACCGUUGGUAUUGAUCUGGUUGCGAUGAACGUCAAUGAUCUUGUCGUCCAGGGUGCUACUCCUGUCAUGUUUCUUGACUACUAUGGUUGCAGCAAGCUGGAUCUCUCCACGGCUGCUGAUUUCGUCCAGGGCGUUGCUGAUGGCUGCCGUCAAGCUGGCUGUGCCCUUGUUGGUGGCGAGACCGCCGAGAUGCCCGGCAUGUACCAGAAGGAUGACUACGAUGCUGCUGGCUGCGCUGUCGGCACUGUCACUGCUGAUGCCAAGCUCCCUCGAAAGGACGACAUGGCCCAGGACGAUGUUCUCCUCGGUCUAGGUUCAGUUGGUGUGCACUCUAACGGUUUCUCCCUCGCUCGCCACAUUGUGUCUCGUGCUGGUCUCAGCUACACUGACCCUGCUCCUUGGGACCAGUCAACCACCGUUGGCGAGUCUCUCCUCACCCCUACCCGAAUCUACGUCAAGUCUCUCCUCCCUGUUCUCCCCCACGUCAAGGGUCUUGCUCACAUAACUGGCGGUGGUCUCGUCGAGAACGUGCCUCGCAUGAUUCCCGACUCACUCGCUGCCGAGAUUGAGUUCGGCUCAUGGGAGAUCCCUCCUGUCUUCAAGUGGCUCCGUGAUGCUGGUAACGUUGAGCCCAUCGAGAUGUGCCGCACCUUCAACUCUGGUGUCGGCAUGGUCAUUGCCGUCGAUGCCGCCAAGGCCGACACAGUUGCACAGGCUCUUACCGAUGCUGGUGAGAAGGUGUACCGCAUCGGACGUCUCACUCGCCGUGACCAAGGCGAAGCUUGCUUGAUCCACAAUGUCGACUCGUGGAAAGCCGAGACCGCGGUGCCUAGCAAGCGCAAGGAUAUUGGAGCGUAA